Molecule: messenger RNA, 1501 nt
Organism: Colletotrichum acutatum
Lineage: Eukaryota; Fungi; Ascomycota; Sordariomycetes; Glomerellales; Glomerellaceae
Exons: 1
Coding region: 165-1058 (297 amino acids)
Source: RefSeq, a predicted model, not a curated record
CAGGUUUUGGUCGGCGAGGACUACCGAUUCGUGGACGCAUUAUCAGCCAGAAGUACCACAUCUACUGCUGCCCUGCGGAUAAUACCAGUCUAUGAGAAGACAUUUCUGUUUGCCUCGGACUUUUACCUCAUCGUGGAUUACCUUUCGCUCAACUUCCGGGAUCUAUGCCCUCAACCAAAAGCUGUUCACCUGCCUUGGCCAAUUCAAUAGCGACUCUGGUUCUUACCAACUCUGCUACGUCUAACAAACAUCAGGACGCAGUGCUCUUAGGUUAUUCUGCAACGAAACUGGCAGCAGCUAGUCGACAGCUCGGCGACCUUGGGUCUGUCACCCCUGGCCAAAACCACACAAGCCCAAUGGAUCAUUUGAUACGUCCAAAAGCAGAACUUCCGCGUCCAUCGCGAGAUACGUUACACGACAAGAAGAUUACGAAGUUCCAUGAUAACAUUGACCGUGCGGAUCGCCUUCAGAUCAACGCACCUCAUCUAAACUCCGAGAAGUCCGGCACCAGGCUAUUACCACAACCGAACUUCCAGUCAAUAACCCGUUCUGAUGAACCCAGGUUCCGAACAGAACGCUUGGUUGACUGUGGCAGAUAUACAACGGAAGCGCUGCCUCCUGCCACGGUGUUCCACUCGGAAGCUUUCCUCGAGUUUGUCCAUUGUGGGCUGCACUCUACCCAGAGGGCCUCCCGCCCCAGAACUACGGGCCAGCGUGCCUUUCCUCCAGAGAUCAGGUCUUGCGGAAAGCCUGGAAUUACGCGCCGUUACCUGGUCGUUCAGGAUCGAAAUCUUGGAUUUGUUCCCGGAAAGACCGGUCGGAAGACCUCACUCAUCCCCUUCGUUGGAGUUCCCAAAGAGAACUCGGCCGGGGGAGAUAUAGUCAUCAAGCGACGAGAUGCCUCUUCAUCGAUCCCCAUCGGAACCCGAAGGCUUCACGUUUCCAGACCUCGGAAUUAUUAUCGGGAUAUAAGCCUGGCCUUUUCUCAAGUUGCAGACAGGACUGACUUCCAAAGAAGGGCUUUGAGCACAUUGUCGACAGGAUAUCAAUGGCUCUAAGCGAAGUCUCUUGAAACCUGCAGAGGCCUGGUAUUCUAUCUGCAGUGGUUACUUGAGUCUGAUGCUCAGCCUUUUAACUGGUCUGGUCGCUGGAAACUUGGCUCAGAUAUGGAAAACAUGUCUUGCCCAUCGCCUUCACGACAAGAAACAAAGACAGGCCCGACCUGCAAUACAUGCCAAUAUAGUCGCGAAACCAGCGAGGAAAAGCCCUCAGAACGCCAGAGUGGAAACAGAAGCUCGCCAAGUCAUCGCAAAAGAGGCGUUUGCCAGCAUGAAACCAAUGGCCAGGAUCAUAGUGACGACGACGAAGUCCCGGAUGAGUCCAGAAGGAAGAAAUCGCGAAUCCAAAGUUCAACGAUUGACAAGAAUGAUAAUGGUCUCAGCUUGGCCUGUCCAUUCUACAAGGCAGACAAACGUACCCACAACCGGUGCUCUUUACUACA